Messenger RNA from Pogoniulus pusillus (Red-fronted tinkerbird), 4372 nucleotides. It is a transcript of the gene DDB2, whose product is annotated as damage specific DNA binding protein 2. The record is from RefSeq and is a predicted model, not a curated record. The transcript is spliced from 14 exons. NCBI's taxonomy places the organism in Eukaryota, Metazoa, Chordata, Aves, Piciformes, Lybiidae. Gene Ontology annotation, cellular component: nucleus; Cul4-RING E3 ubiquitin ligase complex. Gene Ontology annotation, molecular function: damaged DNA binding; protein binding. Bases 1884 to 3431 code for a protein of 515 amino acids. Gene Ontology annotation, biological process: DNA repair; response to UV.
GGGUUCUUCGCGCCGCAGUCGAAGCACGACUAAAGGAAACACAAAGGACGACUGAACUGAGGCGGCAGCUCUGCCGUUUUCCCACCCCCUGAUGCAAUAAGGCGCCCUCGUUGCCUGUAACUCGAGCCCUCCCUUGACUUCCCUGUACUUCAGAACCCCCCUGCCCGGCCACCCCAUUGCCACAGGGCGGCCCGGCGUCCAGCCAGGCCUAGCCCCAGAUCAGACGCAAGGAAACAACCCGUCGAGGGAGGUCGCCCAGCGAAGUUCCGCUGCUACCUUGUUUGCCGGCACCGCUCGAAGCCGCUUGAAGAGAGUCUGAAUCUCCGUCUUGCUGGGCUCCGCCGCCAUGAUCUCUCCUUCCCACACACCACUGCGGCGACGGGUGGCGGUGGGGCUCAGUUGGCGCAGGAGUCGGGCCGCAGUACGGGUGCCGCCUGGGCCCACGCCAGCCUGCGGACGGCUGCCCGCGGGGCUCAGCUGCUGCCGGGGGCGCGCGGCGGGUGGGGCUGCUCGCCGGGAGCGGCUGCUCGCCGGGAGCGGGCCCUGCAGCCGAGACUCAGCCUUUCGGCUCAGGCCUCCUCUUCCGCGCUGGCUCCGUCACUACCCCGGCCGCUGCCUCGGCCUGUCGACCUUGCCGCUUCUCGGGUUUCACGGUGUCGUUCUCUGAGCCUGAACGUGAACCUCUCCAUGCUGAGGAUUCCCGCUAGCUCCGCCCGCGCACGAUAUCCCUUCAGCCUGUCACAAAGACGGCACGAAGCCGCGGCGCUCUCCAGCGUUACCAGCUGUGCCCUUCCUCCAGAGGGGCUGCAGCCAGCGUUGACAUAGAGAAGCUCUGUGGAAUAGGAGGAAGGCGAUACCUGGCUUGGGAAGCUGCUGCUUAAGGAGAGAGCUCGGAGACUUCGUAAGCUGCAGCAGCUGGACCUCAGGCCAGUAGGCCUGGUACGCUAGCACAGGUACACUUGUGUUGUAAAUGAUCUCAGGCACAAACCAAUCCACCAAAGACACAUAACAUUUAUUUGUCAAAGCGGAAGCAAGCAGCGGUGAGCACAAAGGGACUCUGCCCUCCUCCUCGCCGUACAACCAGCGCACGCCAUCCCGUCACACUUGCACACUCAGGUCAUGCAUAUGUAUCAAGUAUGCAAACAAGUCCCUAAAAUUCUUGCUACGCCAGAGCGCCCCCCGCGCCGGCGCCCUCCGGUCACCGCCGGUGCCCUCCUCCGUGCGUCCUCCCGGCCCUGCCGCCGCCGCCGCCCCGCGCAAGCGCAGCAAGAACCCCGCCGCUUCCCGCGCAAUUCUCCGUGCCAGGAGCACACAUCUUCCCCACACGCCCUUUUUCUUUCCUCCGGACACCAAUCGUGCUCCUCUUUAUCACACUUGGAAGUUACUUAUUCUUCUGGAGACUUCUCAAGAGCAGCAAUCAGCAUAGCCUAGUUCUCUGCAGUAAUCAAGAUCACCGCACUCUCCAGAGAUUUGUAGUUGCCUGUAGCGUGUACAGCAAGCAGAGGGAGCACACCUAAAGCAGAAGACAGUCACCCUUGAAAGCAGGGCAGGCAGAGCUAAUGAAAAGUCAAGCAAGGAUUUGAUAAUUUCCUCCAGAAACAUCAUCUCAUAAUUAUCCUCUAAUCUUCUAAGAGUCUCCCACUUGGAAAACAGACUUGUUCCCUUGAAGCCUCGAGUUUUCCAGCUUCUUGUGGCCUGGAUCCAUGCGGUGGUGCAACACUUGGUUAUAUCUAUAUACGGCAGAUAAGAAUCUGAAAGAAGGUCAUCAUCAAGGUGUUUCUUAAAUUCAGCCAGUUCCUUGCACAGUUCCAAGUCCUAAACAGGCUGUAGAAGCAAGUGCAACCAACUUUUUGAAAGGAGAUCUGAAUAAGUGGUCAGACAGAAUGGCUCCAGUGAACCAGCCAAAGGACAAAAAGCAUGAGAAGGCAUGUGAGCACUGGAUGGAAGAAGCAAAAUCAUCUGGGAAGAGGAAACUGGACUAUGAGGAACUAGGGAAUGAGCCACAAACAAAAAGAUUGUUUGUGAGAAAAGCAUCCAAACCCCCAGAGAAAAUGGGUUGGAGUGGAGGUAGGCCCACGGUGAGAAACAACAGAGUCCUUUUCCAUCAGCUGGGGCGGCAGUGCAGCAUUGUUCAUUAUCUCUUCCAGAACGUGCUGGGAGGUUCCAUUCGGGCACAGCUCAGGCAGAGUCUACAGCUGCCGUUUCUGCGUUCUCUAGCCUCAUACCGCCUCUUUCGAACAGCAAGUCCCUUUGACAGGAGAGUGACGUGUCUGGAAUGGCAUCCAACACAUCCCAGUACUGUAGCUGUUGGUUCCAAAGGUGGAGACAUCAUCCUUUGGGAUUAUGAAGUACUUACUAAAACCUGCUUCAUAAAAGGGAAAGGGCCAGGAGAUUCUCUCGGAGACAUCAAGUUCAGUCCCUAUGAGGCUGUGAAGCUUUAUGUGGCAUCAGGGGAUGGCACCCUAAGUCUGCAGGACCUUGAGGGCAGAGCAGUGCAGGUCAUCUCCCGUGUCUCGGACUGUGGCCAUGAGUACCAUAAUGUUUGUUGCUGGUACUGCAGUGUUGAUGUUUCUGCAAACUGCCGUGCGGUGGUGACAGGAGAUAAUGUGGGCAACGUGGUCCUGCUCAGCACUUCUGGUGAAGAGAUAUGGAAGCUGAAAUUACACAGAAAGAAGGUGACUCACGUGGAGUUUAACUCACGAUGUGAGUGGUUGUUGGCCACUGCAUCUGUGGAUCAGACAGUCAAAAUCUGGGACCUCAGAAACAUUAAAAACAAAACUAAUUUUCUUCAUCUGCUUCCUCAUGACAAACCUGUUAAUGCAGCUUACUUCAGCCCAACAGAUGGUGCCAAGCUCCUGAGCACAGACCAGCGCAAUGAGAUUAGGGUUUACUCAUCGUCAGACUGGACCAGGCCACAGCAUCUGAUCCCACAUCCACAUCGGCAGUUUCAGCACCUCACACCAAUUAAGGCAACAUGGCAUCCUCGCUAUGACCUCAUUGUAGCAGGUCGCUACCCCGACCCUAAGUUCCCAGGAUACACAGUGAAUGAGCUACGAACUGUGGAUGUAUUUGAUGGAAACACUGGGGAGAUGGUUUGUCAGCUCCACGAUCCAAAUGCUUCUGGUAUCAUCUCGCUCAACAAAUUUAACCCGAUGGGAGACACACUGGCUUCUGGCAUGGGCUUUAAUAUUCUGAUCUGGAGCCGGGAGGAGAUGGUGGCCAAGAAACAAGAACAUCUUUUGAAAGCCAUGACAGAACAAGGGUUUGGAAACUGGAGUUUGUCCAGACAUGGAGGGCAGAGGCAAGCAAACCCUGGGACAAGCAAACUCAAAGCUAACUUACUGUCUUGGGAGCCAGAGGAGACAAGAACAAAAAGCAAUGAUUCUAAAUCACAGGGAAGGAAGCGAAAAGGGAAGGAUCUAGAGAACUGAUUCAGUAUUUUGAUGCUUUAUAGAUCACAGGGUACAAAUUUCAUGCUGGCAAGGAGCAGUAUAAGCUGUGCAGGGCAUUAGACUUCUUUGUCCUUCCUCCCUGGGAUCUGAUCUUGCUUUCCUGAUUCUCUUUGCUUCCCCUUCUAGAAUAUCAGUACUCAGUUCCUCUUCCAAGUGGAGUUAGCACCCAUUUUCUGAGGCCUUAACUGGAAAGAUGUGCUCAGAUCCUGCUGAAGUAUCUGCUUGGAGCCUGUCACAACUGCUAUCAGUUGUCAGAGGUUACUAUUUCCUGUAGUCUGCUGUGGAGCAGCUCAUGGCAGGAUCUUGGCCUGUUCUAAUCAAACAGAGCUGAGAAACUCCUUGCUAACAGAUAAACGUCCUGAAAAGGUAGAAUGUUCACAGGGAUGAGGUGGUGGGUAGCUUGGGCUAGCCUAGGGAACACCAGCAUCUACCAUAUGUAAGAUCUUGGAAAACCUGCAUUCGCCAAGACCUCAGCUUAGUCUGCUCUGUGCUUGCAGCUACUUAAGUAGACCAUGAUGAUGCUGAUGCUGCCAGAGCUCUUCACCUGACUUAUAGGAUGCAAGAGCGGUAUGGAGCUGGAAAUCUCCUGAUUCUGUAGUUUGUAUUUUCAGAGCUCUAAGAUUUUUCUUGCAACUGAUGAGGUAAUUUUUUUCUUUUUACCCAUGUCUGUGCAUUUCAGGAUGUUGCAUAAAAGUGUUAUGAAGCAGGAAUUUCGUCAAAACACUCCUGCUUAGAGUCAAAUCUCAAGACUACUGUUAAAAGUUUUGCUUUUUCUACUUUGUUUACAAGGCUGCCUGGGGUCUCAUUGCUCUCCUAGACGUUGAUGGAUGGGAAAAGCUCCAGGGCUGCUCAGAUUUCCUUAUGUUCACUUUUAUAGUUUGGCAGCAUUGAUAUUAAUAAAGUUUUCUACUAAACUAAAA